Messenger RNA from Indicator indicator, 3660 nucleotides. RefSeq names its product adenylate cyclase 5 (gene ADCY5). Gene Ontology annotation, cellular component: plasma membrane. The transcript is spliced from 21 exons. Lineage: Eukaryota; Metazoa; Chordata; Aves; Piciformes; Indicatoridae. Gene Ontology annotation, molecular function: adenylate cyclase activity. Bases 1 to 3660 code for a protein of 1219 amino acids. Gene Ontology annotation, biological process: intracellular signal transduction; adenylate cyclase-activating G protein-coupled receptor signaling pathway; cAMP biosynthetic process. The record is from RefSeq and is a predicted model, not a curated record.
AUGUCCCGGUCCAACAGCGUCAGCCCCCCGGGCUUCGGCGGCCCCGCACCCUGGGCAGGCACCGAGCAGCACCGCUCAGCUUGGGGUGAAGCGGAGGCCCGGGCCAAUGGCUACUCCUACCCACCGCCUCCCAACAGGUCCUCGGGCAAGAAGGCCUCCCGCAUGUCGAGCAGGUGGAGGAGCGAGGAAGACUACGAGCCUCAGGCGCGCAGGAGCCGCGGGGAGAGCGGCUGCAGGAUGACGAGCUUUAGGUCCAAAUCUGCCUGGCAGGAGCACGGUGACGACAGCCGACGUCAUCGGUCCCACCACCCGCCCGGCAGUGAUUCCCCUGCUGCCCCCAAUAAUGCCAGCCUCCGGCAGCUGGAGGAGCAGGGGGAGGUACGGCCCCGAUCUGUGGAGCUGGGGCUGGAGGAGAAACGCAUUAAGGCCAAGAUUGAGGAGCUGGAGGAGGAGGACGGGGACGAGGGGGACUCCGAAGUGGCCUUCUCCAUGGGCGGCUGUUGCAAUAGCCUGCUGCAGAUCUUCAGGUCCAAGAAGUUCCAGUCGGAAAAACUAGAGCGCCUCUAUCAGCGCUACUUCUUCCGGCUCAACCAGAGUAGCCUCACCAUGCUCAUGGCUGUGCUGGUGCUGGUCUGUGUGGUCAUGCUGAUCUUCCAUGCUGCACAUGGCCACUAUGAGGUAUCCUACGUCGUGGUGCUCUCUCUGGCCAUCCUGCUGAUGGUGGUGCUGUGUAUGGUGUGCAACCGCAAUGAAUUUCACCAGGACCAUAUGUGGUUGGCGUGCUACUCUGUUAUCCUGGUGAUUCUGGCAGUGCAAGUGGUAGGGGUUCUACUGGUGUGGCCCAGGAGUGCCUCGGAAGGCAUCUGGUGGACCGUCUUCUUUAUCUACAGUAUCUACACGCUGCUGCCUGUGCGAAUGAGGGCUGCGGUCAUCAGCGGGGUGGUGCUCUCCGCCAUCCACCUGGCCGUCUCCCUCAAGAUCAACGCAGAUGAUAAGUUCCUCUUGAAGCAGCUGGUCUCCAAUGUUCUCAUCUUCUCCUGUACAAACAUUGUAGGCGUGUGUACCCACUACCCUGCAGAGGUGUCCCAAAGGCAGGCUUUCCAGGAGACCAGGGAAUGCAUACAAGCCAGGCUGCAUUCUCAGAGGGAAAACCAGCAGCAGGAGCGUCUCCUGCUAUCUGUACUUCCUCGACAUGUUGCCAUGGAGAUGAAAGCUGACAUUAAUGCCAAACAGGAAGAUAUGAUGUUUCAUAAGAUCUACAUCCAGAAGCAUGACAACGUCAGCAUCCUCUUUGCAGACAUAGAGGGUUUCACAAGCCUGGCCUCCCAGUGCACUGCGCAGGAGCUGGUCAUGACACUGAAUGAGCUCUUUGCCAGAUUUGAUAAGCUAGCCGCUGAGAACCACUGUUUACGUAUCAAGAUCCUGGGUGAUUGCUAUUACUGUGUGUCUGGAUUGCCAGAAGCAAGAGCUGACCAUGCUCACUGCUGUGUGGAAAUGGGGAUGGAUAUGAUAGAGGCCAUCUCACUGGUUCGGGAGGUGACAGGAGUAAAUGUUAACAUGAGGGUUGGAAUCCACAGUGGGAGAGUUCACUGUGGGGUCUUGGGCCUUAGGAAGUGGCAGUUUGAUGUGUGGUCCAAUGAUGUAACGUUAGCCAACCACAUGGAAGCCGGGGGCAAAGCUGGGCGCAUCCACAUAACAAAAGCAACCCUGAACUAUCUCAAUGGAGACUAUGAGGUGGAGCUGGGCUUUGGAGGGGAACGCAACGCUUAUCUGAAAGAGCACAGUAUUGAGACCUUCUUGAUUGUACGGUGCAGCCAGAAACGGAAAGAUGAGAAAGCCACGAUAGCCAAGAUGAACCGUCAGCGUGCUAAUUCCAUCAGCCAUAACCCACCACACUGGGGUGUUGACCGGCCCUUUUAUAACCACCUCGGAGCUCACCAGGUCUCCAAGGAAAUGAAGAGAAUGGGUUUUGAGGACCCCAAGGACAAGAAUACACAGGAAAGUAUGAACCCAGAAGAUGAAGUGGAUGAGUUUCUUGGCCGUGCCAUCGAUGCCAGAAGUAUUGAUCGGUUACGCUCUGAGCACGUGCGCAAGUUCCUCUUAACAUUCAGGGAGCCUGACUUGGAGAAAAAGUACUCCAAGCAGGUGGAUGACAGGUUUGGAGCCUAUGUGGCUUGUGCCUCCCUAGUCUUCCUCUUCAUCUGCUUCGUUCAAAUCAUAAUCAUGCCACACUCUGCGUUUAUGCUGGGGUUUUACCUCACCUGUUUCCUGAUCCUGACUACGGUGGUGUUUGUCUCAGUCAUUUACUCCUGUGUAAAGCUUUUCCCAGCUCCACUCCAGACUCUUUCUAGGAAGAUUGUACAGUCCAGGACCAAUAGUACCUUAGUUGGAGUCUUUGCCAUUAUCCUGGUUUUUCUAUCUGCCUUUGUCAACAUGUUCAUGUGCAGCACUGUGGAUCUUGCCAGCUGCAUGGCUGCAGAAUACAAUAUCACUCCGGAUCAGGUCGAUGUAUGCCUUAUCAGCAACCUGACUUCCAACUACAGCCUGGGCACCUUGCAGGGAUUCUGUGACAGUCCUUUGCCCAACUGCAACUUUCCAGAGUACUUUACCUACAGUGUCUUACUGAGUCUGCUGGCCUGCUCUGUGUUCCUUCAGAUCAGCUGUAUUGGAAAACUGAUCCUUAUGUUAAUCAUUGAAUUUAUCUAUGUUCUCAUUGUGGAAGUGCCAGGGGUCAACCUUUUUGACAAUGCAGAUCUCCUGGUUACAGCUAACAUCUACGUGUCUGAAAAUGCAACGUUGUCAUGCUCUCCAGUGACCACACGAGUUGCACUGAAGAUCGUGACCCCUGUCAUCAUUACUGUCUUUGUCCUGGCACUGUACUUGCAUGCCCAGCAAGUAGAAUCCACUGCAAGACUUGAUUUCCUCUGGAAACUCCAGGCCACUGAAGAGAAAGAAGAAAUGGAGGAGCUGCAGGCGUAUAACAGACGCCUCCUCCACAACAUUUUGCCCAAGGAUGUGGCAGCCCAUUUCUUGGCUCAGGAGCGGCGAAAUGAUGAACUGUACUACCAGUCCUGUGAGUGUGUGGCUGUCAUGUUCGCUUCCAUAAGCAACUUCUCAGAGUUUUACGUGGAGCUGGAGGCCAACAAUGAAGGGGUGGAGUGUCUGAGGCUGCUCAAUGAAAUCAUUGCCGAUUUUGAUGAAAUCAUAAGUGAAGACCAGUUUCGGCAACUGGAGAAGAUCAAGACCAUUGGCAGUACAUACAUGGCUGCAUCAGGCCUCAACGAUUCCACCUACGACAAGGAAGGGAAGACACACAUCAAAGCUCUGGCUGAUUUUGCCAUGAGGUUAAUGGACCAAAUGAAAUACAUUAAUGAACAUUCAUUCAACAACUUCCAGAUGAAGAUAGGCCUCAAUAUUGGUCCUGUUGUAGCUGGGGUGAUAGGAGCACGCAAACCCCAGUAUGACAUAUGGGGCAACACGGUGAAUGUAGCCAGCCGGAUGGACAGUACCGGUGUGCCUGACAGGAUUCAGGUAACCACAGACAUGUACCAGGUUUUAGCAGCCAACAACUAUCAGCUGGAAUAUCGAGGGGUCAUUAAGGUUAAAGGCAAAGGAGAAAUGACCACCUACUUUCUAAAUGAAGGGCCUCCGAUUAGUUAG